AUUCGAACUUAUUUUUAUACUGCAGUUUGACAAGGGUUUCCUUAAGGAAAACUUGCUGAAACAAGGGAAAUUUUUCUGAUUUUGUCUAAAAAACUCUCAGGCCUAUUUUGCUAGAGACAAAAUAUGUUUAGAUAGGUGUUUUGUGUAUAAUUUUAUUCAAUUUUUUUGUGAAGAAAUCUCUGAUAAUGGAUUUUAUAGCAAGUGUUAUUAGAAAAUAUAUGCAGAAUGACUCAAAAAGAAUUAAUAUAAUAAGUGAAGAUCAGGAAAAUCAGGAGGCAAUAAGUCAAAAACCUAGAAGAUCCGUCUUGAAGGAAUUUGAUCCCAUUGCACCAGAUAGCCCUGCGCCAACUAAAAAGGUCAGUGUUAUUGAAGAGGAAGAAAAUUUGAAGAUGCAGAGACAUCUUUAACUUACUUUUUGAUCCCUAAAAACAAAAAUAUUGCAUACCCUGUAGAAAAUGACGUUUUUCAGUCCAACCAGGGUCUCCUUAUACCAGAACUGCAGGAAUUUGCAUCACCUAACCCUAAUGAUAUGUCUGAUCUGUGUUACGUUGAAGCUGUAGAAAAUCUGUCUCAUGUGGACAAUAUUUCACAGGAUUCAGAUUCUGAUGAAGUCGUUUUUAAACACAAGAAUGAAAAUAAUCCAGAAAAAAUGAGCAAUUCAACAGAAGAUACAAAUGUUAAUUCAACUUUUAAUCAGACAGAAAAUAGUGAGACUGGUUUAGCUUUAAAUGGAACUUUUGAUAAUAAAAAUAAGCUUGAUACCACUUUUGAGUGUGCAGAAUCUAAAACUGACCCAAAAGAUCUGAAUCAAACUUCUGAAAACCAAAAAGAUUUAAAUAAAAUAGGUGAAACUUUAGGCGCUUCAGAGAUUCAUGAAGAAGGUCACCUUCCGAAUUCUGUUUCUAAAACAACUUUUGAAGAUCAAGCAGUAAAAAGUGAAGAUUCCAGUAAGAUUUGUGAUGUCAAAGAGGAUCCAGGUCCAGAACAAUUAGAAAAACAAGAUAAAAACAAAUCAUUUGAUGUAAACUGCGAAGAAAACACAAAUAAACAAGAAACAAAUUCUUCUAUUUCACUUACCAACAAAACUCUGGAUAAUUUUGAAGAAAAUAAAGAUCUAGAAAAUGUUGCUGGAAGCAAAAAUGUUACACCAAACACAGCAGAAAAUAAAGACUUAAAUAUAACUGAAACUGAAGAAAUGCAUGUUUUGAACGUUCAAUCUAGUUUAACUUCUGAAGAUCAAAGAGUUAAUAAUAAUAUAGGGAUUGAUGUCAAAGAAGAUCUAUCAGAAGAAAUACCAAAAGAAGAUCAAAAUAAGUCCUUUGAUGUGGCUGAAUCUCAAGCUAGAGAGUCUAGUGAACAAAAUAUGAAUUCAUCUGGUUUAAAUAUUACCAAGGAUAUAGAAGAAAACGAAGAUCUUGAAGCAGUAAAAGAUUUAUUAAAUAAAUUAUCUUUAGCUGAUACACCAAAUUGCGAAGAGAAAUUGAAAACUAAAGUAGUUGAAGUUGUAACGGAAGAUGCAGAGACAAAAAAUAAUGUAGAGAGUAAAGAUUUGAAUAAAACUUUUGAUGACACCAAAGGUAAUAUAGAAGAACUAGGUAAAGAUAUAACAAAUACCAAGGAUAUAGAAGAAAACGAAGAAGAUCUUGAAGCAGUAAAAGAUUUAGAUAAAUUAUCUUUAUCUGAUACACCAAAUUGCGAAGAGAAUUUGAAAACUAAAGUAGGUGAAGUGGUAACUGAAGAUACAGAGACAAAAAAUAAUGUAGAGAGUAAAGAUUUGAAUAAAACUUUUGAUGACACCAAAGGUAAUCAAGAUGAACAAGGUAAAGAUGUUACAAAUAAGUUUUUUAGUGCUGCAGAAACUUUGGUUAUAAGUGAAAAAGACUUUGCAUCAAAAGAUUCAGAAAAUAAAGAUUUAAACCAAACGUUUGAAACUUUAACUCAACCAGAAAAUUCUGAAGAAAAAUUAGAAAAUAAAGUUGUUGAAGUAUCAUCUACUGAAGAUAAUGACACGAAAAAUAAUGAUGAAAAUGAAAAUUCCAAUGAAACAUUUGGCGCAAAAGAAGAACUAGUAAAAGAAGAUGAAAAUAAAUCUGCUGGCUCUGAAAUAAAUUCUAGCAAUCAAGAAAGAGUAUCUUCACCUGUUUAUAAAACUUUGAUUGGAAGUGGUAAAGAUACAUCAAAUUCUGAAGAAAAUUUGGAAGCCAAAGUAUUUGAAGCUGUGUCUUCUGAAGAUAAAGAAACAAAUACUAAUGUUGGAAACAAAAAUUUGGAUAAAACUAUUGAUAUCAAAGAAGAUAGUCCUGAAGAAUUAAGAAUUCGAGAUAAAAAUAAAGUUUUUGAUGCAGCAACAUCUGAAAUGGACUCUAUAAAACAAGAAAAAAUAUCUUCAGAUUCAUCUCUUAAUAAAACUAGAGUUGAAAAUGAGACAGAUGCUUCAAAUGUUCCUGAAAUUCAAGAUAUGAAUAAAACAUUUGAAUCUUCAGUUACAUCAAAUUGUAGAGAAGAAAUAGAAUUUAAAGGAAAUAAUGUUGAAUCUUGUACAAAUAUUGAAGAUCAAAAAAUAAAAAAUAAUAUUAAAAAGAGUGUUUUGGAUGAAACUUUUGGUGCAAAGGAAGACAGUUCAGAAAAAUUAGUUAAACAAGAUAUAAAUAAACCUUCAUUAGUUGAUGAUACAGAAAGUAAAGAUUUAAAUAAAACUUUGGAGACUUCCAAAGAGUUGAAUCAAAAUAAUACUGUUAAAAAUCCAACACCAGCUAAUGAGAAUCUACAAAGUUCAGUUCCUGAAAACCUUGAUAGUACUUUUGAGCAUAACAGUACAAAAAAUCUAGACAUGUCUGAAGAACAAGAGCUUAAAUGUGACAAAGAGUUGGAAGUUAUGGCUAAUAGUUUAAACCAGACUAUUGAUAUUGAAGAGUCUGCCAUUGUUCAAGAAGUGAACUCAUCGACAUCUCCAGAUCACUCAGAUGUCUCAGAUUCUUUAAACAAAACAAUGGAAGGAAAUAAAGAAACACAACAAAACAAUAAAGUUAAAGAAACGGUAGAGAAUGAUACACAAAGUACUUCUGAAAUUAAAUUGGCACAGUCUAACGAAAAAAUUGAUGAAAUAAAUGUUGAUAAAUCCAAAAACAACAAAAUAUCAUGUCGUCCGAAUAUAAGACCGCUUAGAACACAAACCCAAAUUAUCAGUAAAGAAGUUCUUAAAGAAAUUAACAAAAAUAAUAAAGAACCUAAUAAAUCAGAUGAAAACCCAAAAGAAGAUUAUCAAAACGAGACAGAUGCUUUAAAGAAAUAUGUCAGCCAAUUAGAAAAAGAAGUAGCUACGCUUCAGGAAAAUAACUUGAAAAAAGAGGUUCAGAAAAUAGAGUACUCAGAUCACAAAACGACUGAGCAAAUACGGAGAUAUAUGUCAACUUUACAAUAUUAUGAACAAGUGAUACAAGCGCAGAACAAGGAUUUAGAAAAAGUUAGGGCUGAGUAUGAACAAUGCAGCAGGUUAUUCAGUAAUACAGAGAUGGCAUUUUCGGAUCUCUAUGAAAAAUACCAAAAAGCCAGGUUUGUCGUGGAAAAUUACAAAAAGAACGAAGAAUCGUUGUUAACUAGUUUGCAAACUUCCGAGGCUCAACUGUCAAAAAUUCAAGAAAAAUGCACAGUGUUGCAAUCCCGUUACGAGGAUAUAGUGAAAAUGAGUGACGAAAAAAUUGCGGAAGAACAACAAAAACAUAAUGCUGAACUUGUUAAAUUACAGGCCAUAGCAAAAAGGCUUGAAAUAAAAACUUCUUCCUUAGAAACGGCUUUAAAACAGAAAACUGAAGAGUGUCAAGCCUUGUCAGCAUUAUGUGAUGACAUCACUGGGACUUCUUAAAGGAUUUUGUCAGAGAUGAAGAUCAGUAUUGUCAAUUUUUUUUGUUAUUUUUUUAGUUACAUGUGUAAAUGUGUUGUGUUAUUAAUUAUAUUAUAUUAUCUUAUAUUUUUAAUUGUAUAUAGCGAUAUUUAUAUUUUUUACGAUAUAAGAAUAGUAAAGAAAAAAAAAAUAUUUUUACUAUAAAAUAGAUA
Molecule: messenger RNA, 4053 nt
Organism: Sitophilus oryzae (rice weevil)
Lineage: Eukaryota; Metazoa; Arthropoda; Insecta; Coleoptera; Curculionidae
Product: dentin sialophosphoprotein-like
Exons: 9
Coding region: 530-3862 (1110 amino acids)
Source: RefSeq, a predicted model, not a curated record